AUGGCCGACCAUGUUCACCGGGUUACCCUGUUCAAGCUUCCCAAACCCGAUGAUGUCGACGCGAUGAUUGAGCAGUACAAGAUCCUCGAGGCCACUCACCAAAAGGACGGAAAGCCGUACUUGCAAUCCGUUGUCGUCGGUAAACCCGAGGCGGACCCUCGUGCUCAGGGAUAUACCUUGGCAGCCAAGACCGAAUUUGCCAGCGCUGGUGAUAUGAAGUACUACGAUGAGGAAUGUCCGGCUCACGAGCAGCUCAAAGGAGUCGCCAAAACUCUGACGAUGGAAGGUGUUCUAAGCGUUUUCUUUAAACCCACUAUUACUGGUGGUAUCUCGCAAUAA
Akanthomyces muscarius is the source of this 339-nucleotide messenger RNA. RefSeq lists its product as uncharacterized. The transcript has 2 exons. The record is from RefSeq and is a predicted model, not a curated record. NCBI's taxonomy places the organism in Eukaryota, Fungi, Ascomycota, Sordariomycetes, Hypocreales, Cordycipitaceae. Bases 1 to 339 code for a protein of 112 amino acids.